AUGCAGCUCAAAGGUGCAGCUGAAAGGUGGGGGAGGGUGCUAAUCUCAGAAUAUCUCUACGCUAAGCUCGAUGAAUUUCACAAGAUCAUUCAAAGCGGAGAGGUCGCUAUAAUCGAUUUCUGGGCGACAUGGUGUGGACCUUGCCGAGUGAUUUCACCUGUUUUCGAGAAGUUUUCGGGUACCGAUGAAUUCAGCGGACUCAAGUUCUACAAAGUCGAUGUCGAUGAACAGCAGGAAAUUUCUGAGGAAGUCGGUAUAAAAGCGAUGUCAAGCUUCAUGGCCUUUCACAAUGGGGUAAAGGUUGAGGAGCUUGUUGGGGCCAAUUCCCAGGUUUACAACAGCUUCUGA
Messenger RNA from Penicillium malachiteum, 348 nucleotides. Its product is annotated as thioredoxin family protein. The transcript is spliced from 2 exons. The record is from RefSeq and is a predicted model, not a curated record. NCBI's taxonomy places the organism in Eukaryota, Fungi, Ascomycota, Eurotiomycetes, Eurotiales, Aspergillaceae. The coding region runs from base 1 to 348 and encodes 115 amino acids.